Echinops telfairi (small Madagascar hedgehog) is the source of this 966-nucleotide messenger RNA. RefSeq names its product G protein-coupled receptor 31 (gene GPR31). NCBI's taxonomy places the organism in Eukaryota, Metazoa, Chordata, Mammalia, Afrosoricida, Tenrecidae. Gene Ontology annotation, molecular function: G protein-coupled receptor activity. Bases 1 to 966 code for a protein of 321 amino acids. Gene Ontology annotation, cellular component: membrane. The transcript has a single exon. Gene Ontology annotation, biological process: G protein-coupled receptor signaling pathway. The record is from RefSeq and is a predicted model, not a curated record.
AUGGGGCCCCCAAACUGCUCGGUGCACAGCCUGCCCGUGGAGGUGGCGGUGGCCUCAGUGCUGCUGCUGGAGUUUGGGCUGGGGCUGCUGGGCAACGCCGUGGCCCUGUGGACCUUCCUGUGCCGCCUGAAGGUGUGGAAGCCGUAUGCCGUCUACCUGUUCAACCUGGUGCUGGCCGACCUGCUGCUGACCGCCUGCCUGCCCUUCCACAUCGCCCUCUACCUGCGACACCGGUCCUGGGGCCUGGGACCCACGGCCUGCCGGGUGCUGCUCUUCCUGCUGGCCCUCAGCCGCGGGGUGGGUGUCGCCUUCCUGGCCGCGGUGGCCUUGGACCGAUACCUGCGAGUGGUCCGCCCCGGGCUCAGGGUCAACCUCCUCUCGCCGCGGGGGGCCCGGGCCGUGUCUGGAGGCGUCUGGCUCCUGAUGGUGGUGCUCGCUCACCAGAGUGUGCUGAUGGCCCCAGCCGCCGGGGACGCCACCGAGUGCCACAGCCCCAGCCCCGUGCUGCCCCUGUCCUUCAGUGUCCUGUGGCAGGAGGUCUUGGCCUUCCUGCAGUUCACCCUCCCCUUCGGACUCAUCCUCUUCUGCAAUGCCGGCCUCGUCAGGGCCCUCCAGAAGAGGCUCCGGGACCCCGAGAAGCAGCCCAAGCUGCGGAGGGCCAGGGUGCUGGUGACCACCGUGGUGGUCCUGUUCGCACUCUGCUUCCUGCCCAGCUGCAUGGCCCGCGUCGUGAUGAAUGUGACCCGGGGCACCCAGAGCUGCAGGGUGCUGAGAGGGGUCCAGUACAGCCUGGACGUCACCAACAGCCUCACCUACCUCAACAGCGUCCUCAACCCCCUGGUCUACUGCUUCUCCAACCCCACCUUCCGCUACUCCUACCGGAAGGCCUUCAACACGCUCCGGGGUCUGCGGCAGCGGCAGGUAACUGAGCCCCGGGGCUCCGACCUGCAGGCCUCCUACUCCUGA